Messenger RNA from Triticum turgidum subsp. durum (durum wheat), 579 nucleotides. NCBI's taxonomy places the organism in Eukaryota, Viridiplantae, Streptophyta, Magnoliopsida, Poales, Poaceae. The record is from the annotation of a GenBank genome assembly.
AUGGCGACCAUGGUGGCUUUGAGCUCCUUCGCCGUUGUUGGCCGGUCCGCCGCCCGUUCUCCAGUGGUGGCCCCGCGCCGGCGCGCCCUCGUCGUCAGGGCCCAGACCGAGCCUGGCAUGGAUUCAACCAAGGAGACAACGAGCGCAUCGACCUCCUCCUCCUCUUCGAGCACGAGCGCGACCCCGACCCCGAUCCCGACCGCACCCAAGCCCAUGACCAAGAAGGCUAACCCCUCCGUGUGGGACGCGCUCGCCUUCAGCGGCCCAGCGCCGGAGCGCAUCAACGGCCGGCUGGCCAUGGUGGGAUUCGUGGCGGCCCUCACCGUCGAGGCGGCGCGCGGUGGUGGGCUCCUCGACCAGGCCGGCAGCGGCGCUGGGCUUGGCUGGUUCCUGGUGACCGCGGGGGUGUUCUCCGUGGCGUCGCUGGUGCCGUUGCUGCAGGGCCAGAGCGUGGAGAGCAAGUCCAGCGGCUUCUGGAGCGCGGACGCUGAGCUCUGGAACGGCCGCUUCGCCAUGCUUGGCCUCGUCGCGCUCGCCGCCACCGAGUUCAUUACCGGCGCGCCCUUCGUCAACAUCUAA